CCAAUGGGGAGCGAGCUUUCAACUCGCGCACCGACCAAUGGCAGGCGGUGAUACGGGAGGCGGCCGCCUAUGCGUUGUGGGAAAUCUAGCGAGGCGUGGCGACCUGCUUGUGAGAAAACCCCGCCAACGAGUGGCGCGUGGUCGCUUCUUUCUGUGUUUGUUGCCUUCGCGGGUUUCCUUUCGUCUCUCUCUGUCUUCUUAAUAAUUCGCCAUGAAGAUCGAGGAGGUGCGGAGCACCACCAAGACGCAGCGGAUCGCCGCUCACAGCCACGUCAAGGGCCUGGGCCUCGACGAGGCCGGCUUCGCGAAGGCCAACGCGGCCGGCCUGGUGGGGCAGGAGAUGGCGAGGGAGGCAUGCGGGAUCAUUGUGGAGCUUAUCCGGAGCAAGAAGAUGGCAGGACGAGCCGUGUUGCUCGCAGGGCCUCCCGGCACAGGCAAGACCGCGCUGGCGCUCGCCAUAGCUCAGGAGCUGGGCAGCAAGGUGCCCUUCUGUCCAAUGGUGGGCAGCGAAGUUUACUCUACCGAGAUCAAGAAGACAGAGGUGCUCAUGGAGAACUUCAGGCGCGCCAUUGGGUUAAGGAUCAAGGAGACGAAGGAGGUCUACGAGGGGGAGGUGAUGGAGCUGAGCCCGUGUGAGACAGAAAACCCAAUGGGUGGCUACGGCAAAACCAUCAGCCACGUGAUCAUCAGCCUCAAGACGGCCAAGGGCACCAAGCAACUCAAGCUGGACCCGUCCAUCUAUGAGAGCCUGCAGAAAGAGAAGGUGGAGGUUGGUGACGUCAUCUACAUUGAAGCCAACAGUGGAGCUGUCAAGAGGCAGGGCCGCUGCGACACGUUCGCCACGGAGUUCGACCUGGAGGCCGAGGAGUACGUGCCGCUGCCCAAAGGCGACGUCCACAAGAAGAAGGAGGUCAUCCAGGAUGUGACCUUGCACGACCUGGACGUGGCUAACGCACGCCCGCAGGGUGGCCAGGAUAUCUUGUCCAUGAUGGGCCAGCUCAUGAAGCCCAAGAAGACAGAAAUCACAGACAAGCUCCGCGGGGAGAUCAACAAGGUGGUAAACAAGUACAUCGACCAGGGUGUGGCGGAGCUGGUGCCAGGCGUGCUGUUUGUAGACGAAGUGCACAUGCUGGACAUUGAAUGCUUCACCUACCUUCACCGCGCGCUCGAGUCCUCCAUCGCGCCCAUCGUCAUCUUCGCCACCAACCGGGGCAGGUGCAUCAUCCGGGGCACGGAGGACGUGCUGUCGCCACACGGGAUCCCGCUGGACUUGCUGGACCGCGUGAUGAUUGUGCGCACCAUGCUGUACACGCCCGACGAGAUGGUGCAGAUCAUCAAGAUCCGGGCUCACACGGAGAGCAUCCGGCUGAGUGACGAGGCUGUGGUGCACCUCGGGGAGAUCGGCAACAAGUCAACUCUGCGAUACGCGAUGCAGCUGCUCACUCCGGCGAAUCUGCUGGCCAAGAUCCACGGCAAGGACACGAUCGAGCGCGAGCACAUCCAGGAGAUCAGCGAGCUCUUCUACGACGCCAAGUCCUCCGCAAAGAUCCUCGCUGACCAGGCUCACCGCUACAUGAAGUAGCCGCAGCCUAAGUGGUUGGGGGUAUAAAUAUGCCACACACACGUAUGAGGUAGAAGCCUUCUUCAUAAUAAACGUUUUUGGGUUAGAUCGCGUUAUUUAUAAAUGUGUCGUAACCCUCCACCCGCCAAUCGGUAAAAAAAAAGUGUCACGUUGACAAAAGGCAAAUAGUUCACUACUUUAGCCCACCGGUGUGUUGAACACUUUCUCUUGUCAACGUGACACUUUUUUUACUGAUUGGCCGUGUCGGGUGGUGGAGGGUUACGACACAUUUAUAAAUAACGCGAUCUAACCCAAAAACGUUAAUUAUGAAUAAUAUUGGUCGCGAAAGCCUACGUGUUAAAGAAGCCUUCUGAAUACUGAAAUCUCAUGGGGCCCGCUCCCUACGUUCUGAUGAACUGGUCGAGUGGUCUGUUGAGGUUCUUCCAUAAGGGAGUGAGCCUGUGAGUGGCUGAAUGCAAUAGGAGGUCUUGGUGUGGAACACAAGGGUUGGUCUGCGAUGUAAGUCGACUGUUCAACACUGCAGGCACGCGGCACGCAACAUUGAGGUGGUUACAGUAAGGUUUCUACUACAUAUUGUAGAGUUAUAUAAGAAUUAUUACUGUAAUAACUAUUACCACAUAGGGUCAGAAAAAUUAAUUGUCAACAUUUUGAUUGAAUUCAUGAAACUUUUAAUGCAAUUACACAUUGCUCCCUGUUCGACUUUGCCUAAAAGUGAUGGAUAUGCCUGGCGCCCCCUUAAAUAAUUUUCUGUUUUGAGUGUAAACUUUUUGCUUGGGCCUCGAACACCUUUAAAACUUUAUUUUAAAGAAAAUCUACUCGCACGCAUGUUGCAGAUCGCGAGGUCGUCUUGGGGGUUUACGUCCACCGAGGAGACAGAGGCGAUGAGAUUGGUUCACGUGCUGCGUGGAUUGUCGCAUCGCUGGAUCACGAGAGGUUGGAGUGAUCCUGGCUGAUGAUGAGAAUGCUAAUGCCUUGGAUGUGCACAUCUCCAUGAGUUCUUAUUUAAAAUCUCCUUACAUGAGUUGUUGCAAGGCGGAACUAUUUAUUUAAAUAGUUUAUUACAUAGUAACAGGGAUGGAGCAGAUUUUGUUUUUAUACCCUUCCUAAUGUCUAUAAAUACAUCAACCUGAAUGCAUGUAAUUUUCAGACGCUAAGCAGGAAUGAUCUUGGCUAGAAAUUUGACAAGAGAACUGCCUGGGAAUACCAGGUGUUGUAGGCUUGGCUUGCGAGAUGGCUGAAUGAUAACUACAGCAAUAGAUUCUUAAAUACGUCUGUGUGGGGCUUUGAACGUUACCCCCUCAUUCAUAUGCAUGGGUUUUAUUUAUUUAGUCCGGUUUCCUCCCACGUGCCAGACACCCACUAAUUACGAUAAUUAUCCAAACAUGCCUAAUAGAGAGUGGUACUUAACAAACCAGUGUCUCGCGGCAAAGACCAAGGUGUGCUACGCUAGUUUUGGAAGUACAGAAGGGAAAGAACCUCAGCUCGCAGACUAGUGCAGAAGAAUUCUCCUCUCGUGCCAUUCAGUGGUCGAUCAGACCCCUGUCUCCCUUCCUGCCCUUUCUAUUGGCCGUGCGUGCACAGAACGACAGCUGCAGUGCAUUUCUACCCACCGGCCCGGGGCCCACGGCGAUUUAUUGGGAUGCCACGGUGGUGAGAUGUUCACUACCUCGCCUGGUAUACAGGAGGUCGUGGGUUCGAUCCCGACGCCUGUAUAUUUGGAGCUUGCGCGUUCUCUCUUUCCCUGUGGUCGCGUGGGUUUUUCUGCAGUUCCUCCGGUUUUUCCCUCCACAUUUAGAAGCAUGCGUUUUGGUUAAUUGGCUGCUACAAAUGUGCACGUGAUAAGCCACUUUGUUGAGCUAUCAUUUGUGGCCAGGUCGUUUCUGAAAAAAAAGCUAUACAGUUCAGUGGGCCUUACCUGGUACAAUAAAAAAAAUGUUUAGUUUUGGUUCGGAGCACCGCGAAGAACCGAGCAAGCUCGAAAGUGUGCCAUGGAAUAAAUAAAAUGAUGAGGAGCGCUGCGAUAUAGUCCUGAGACUCGGUGAGGAUUUCCUGGGUGAAUAAAGGGCAAUGCUACCAGUUGCAAUUAUUAUAAUCCCGUGAAGCACACCACGUGCUAAACUCUACAUUCAGCUGUAUUUGGCAAGACCACACACACACACACACGUUUCUCGCUCGCUGAUCUGAGCCAAUGUGCCUUUAAUCCAGCUCGAGGAGGAGCCAGUCUGCUCCACCACCUGCAUAUCGUUUAAUCUCUGCCCACUGCUUUAAUUGACGGUGAUUGAUGCACGCAUUCCUACGUUCAUUUUAUACAGUAGACGGAUGAUGCCUACUUAUAGAAAGCUCAACAAUAUUGACAAGUGGCAAAAAAAAAGUUAACUCUUAAACUUGUGUUCGUGCUGUCAGCAUUGUGUGUCUGCAAGAAAUGGAGAUGUAGGUCCAAUGCAUGUUAACGAAGGAGAGCCCUCUGUUUAUAAACACUGCGAACAAAUGGUGACUCCUCACUGAUACACAAGCCACAGAUUUCACCUUGCACCUGUUUCAUGUCGUGUAACGAAUGUGCUUUUGAUAUUUUAUAACGUGUGUUGUUUGUUUAAGGUGCAUAAAAUAAAGGGGUUUUCUUCCUCGGCCGAA
Molecule: messenger RNA, 4213 nt
Organism: Lethenteron reissneri (Far Eastern brook lamprey)
Lineage: Eukaryota; Metazoa; Chordata; Hyperoartia; Petromyzontiformes; Petromyzontidae
Gene: RUVBL1
Product: RuvB like AAA ATPase 1
Molecular function (GO): ATP binding; ATP hydrolysis activity; ATP-dependent activity, acting on DNA
Source: RefSeq, a predicted model, not a curated record